Messenger RNA from Drosophila serrata, 4000 nucleotides. RefSeq names its product alpha-mannosidase 2 (gene alpha-Man-IIa). Lineage: Eukaryota; Metazoa; Arthropoda; Insecta; Diptera; Drosophilidae. Gene Ontology annotation, biological process: protein deglycosylation; mannose metabolic process; N-glycan processing. Gene Ontology annotation, cellular component: Golgi membrane. The record is from RefSeq and is a predicted model, not a curated record. Gene Ontology annotation, molecular function: carbohydrate binding; alpha-mannosidase activity.
GGGUAUAAUUAGUCAAUAAGUUUUCGGUCACACUGAACGAAUUUGUUUAUGCGAAAAAACCACACAUUUCCAAGCAAUUGGAUAUUUGUUGUUGGGCUGCUGUCUCUGACGUGACCGUUUCCAUGUUAAAUUAACCGGAAAAUGCUGCGCAUACGUCGACGCUUCGCUUUGGUGAUCUGCUCCGGCUGCCUGCUGGUCUUCCUCAGCCUUUAUGUGAUCCUAAACUUUGCGGCGCCGGCGGCCAAUCAGAAAAAGCCGAACUUCAUGGCGAUCGAGAACAAGUUGCAGCAGCUGGAAAACGGUCUGCAGGAGCACGGUGAGGAGAUGCGCAGUCUGCGCGCCCGCCUGUCCAAGUCCUCGGCCAGGGAGGAGCCGCUAAAAAUGCCGCCUAAAGUGCCCCGCACGGUGACGCCGGGCCAGUGUCAGGAUGUGCUGCACGAGGUGCCAGAGGUGGAUGUGCAGAUGCUGGAGCUUUAUGACAGGAUGUCCUUUAAAGAUAUCGACGGCGGCGUGUGGAAACAGGGUUGGGACAUCAAGUACGAUCCACUCAAGUACAACGCCCACCACAAACUGAAGGUAUUCGUGGUGCCGCACUCACACAACGAUCCCGGUUGGAUCCAGACCUUCGAGGACUACUACCAGCACGACACCAAGCACAUCCUAUCCAAUGCGCUUCGGCACCUGCACGAGAACCCUGAAAUGAAGUUCAUUUGGGCGGAGAUCUCGUACUUUGCGCGCUUCUUCCACGACCUAGGGGAGAACAAAAAACAGCAAAUGAAGUCCAUUGUGAAGAGCGGACAGCUAGAAUUCGUCACGGGCGGAUGGGUGAUGACCGACGAGGCCAAUUCACACUGGCGAAACGUCUUGCUGCAGCUGACCGAGGGCCAGACAUGGCUGAAGCAGUAUCUGAAUGUCACUCCCACCGCCUCCUGGGCCAUCGAUCCCUUCGGUCACAGUCCCACGCUGCCGUACAUCCUGCAGAAGAGCGGAUUCAAGAAUAUGCUUAUCCAGCGCACACACUACUCUGUGAAAAAGGAGCUGGCUCAGCAGCGCCAGCUGGAAUUUCACUGGCGCCAGAUCUGGGACACCAAGGGCGAUACGGCAAUCUUUACGCACAUGAUGCCCUUCUACUCGUACGACAUACCGCACACCUGUGGUCCCGAUCCCAAGGUGUGCUGCCAGUUUGACUUCAAGCGGAUGGGCGCCUUUGGAUUGAGCUGUCCCUGGAAAUUACCGCCGCGUGCCAUCGUUGAGGGAAAUGUGGCUGCCCGUUCGGAGCUGCUAGUGGAUCAGUGGAAGAAGAAGGCCGAACUGUACCGCACCAACGUGCUGCUAAUUCCCCUGGGCGAUGAUUUCCGCUUCAAACAGAACACCGAGUGGGACGUGCAGCGAGUAAACUACGAGAAGCUCUUUGAUCACAUCAACAGCGAGGCACACUUCAACGUGCAGGCUCAGUUCGGCACACUGCAGGAGUACUUUGAUGCUGUGCACCAAGCGGAGAAGGUGGGACAGGCUGCCUUUCCCACGCUCAGUGGCGACUUCUUCACGUAUGCAGAUCGCUCGGACAACUACUGGAGCGGCUAUUACACCUCCCGUCCUUAUCACAAGCGAAUGGACCGUGUGCUUAUGCACUAUGUCCGCUCGGCCGAGAUGCUUUCCGCUUGGCACUCCUGGGACGGAAUGGCCCGCAUCGAGGAGCGUCUAGAGCUAGCUCGCAGGGAGUUGUCACUGUUCCAGCAUCACGACGGCAUCACUGGCACCGCCAAAACGCAUGUGGUAAUAGACUACGAGCAGCGUAUGCAGGAAGCCCUGAAGGCCUGCCAGGCAGUGAUGCAGCAGUCGGUCUAUCGCCUGCUCACCAAGCCCUCAAUUUACAGUCCGGAGUAUAGCUUCGCAUACUUCACCCUAGACGAUUCACGCUGGCCGGGCUCAGGUGUGGAGGAUAGUCGCACCACCAUCAUCCUUGGAGAUGAGCUGCCAACCAAGCAUGUGGUUAUGCACAACACCCUGCCCCACUGGCGAGAGCAACUGGUUGACUUUUAUGUGUCCAGUCCGUUUGUCAGCGUCAGUCACCUCACCAACGAUCCGGUGGAGGCUCAAGUGUCGCCGGUGUGGAGCUGGCACCAUGACACGCUCACCAAGACCAUCCAUCCACAGGGCUCCACCACCAAGUAUCGCAUAAUUUUCAAGGCUCGAGUACCGCCCAUGGGAUUGGCCACCUAUGUUUUAACCAUCUCAGAGAGUAAACCAGAACACACAUCCUUUGCCUCGAAUCUCUUACUCCGUACCUUACCGAUAUCCGUCCCUUUGGGCGAAUAUCCCGAGGAUGUGAAGUUCGGUGAGCCUCGUGAGAUCUCCUUGCGGGUUGGUAAUGGUCCCACCUUGGCCUUCACGGAGCUGGGACUGCUAAAAUCCAUUCAGCUGACCCAGGAUAGUCCGCAUGUUCCUGUGCAUCUUAAGUUCCUGAAAUACGGCACUCGCCAGCAUGGAGAUCGAUCUGGAGCGUACUUGUUCCUGCCCAAUGGACCUGCUGUACCGAUGCCGCCCAACAAUCCAGUGGUCCUUGUGAGUAAGGGCCAGCUGGAGUCAUCGGUGAGUGUUGGACUGCCUAGUGUGGUUCAUCAGACAAUAUUGCGUGGCGGAGCUCCAGAAAUUCGCAACUUGGUGGACAUUGGAGAGCUGGACAACACUGAGAUUGUAAUGCGCCUGCAGACGCAUAUCGACAGCGAUAAUCUAUUCUACACGGAUCUCAAUGGGCUCCAGCACAUUAAGCGGCGACGUUUGGAGAAAAUCCCUCUGCAGGCCAACUACUAUCCCAUUCCCUCGGCCAUGUUUAUUGAAGAUGCCAAUAUGCGGCUAACCCUCCUCACAGGCCAACCUCUGGGUGGUUCUUCCUUGGCUUCUGGCGAGCUAGAGAUCAUGCAGGAUCGUCGUCUGGCCAGUGACGAUGAGCGAGGACUCGGUCAAGGAGUAUUGGACAACAAGCCGGUGCUGCACAUCUACCGUCUGGUGCUGGAGCGAAUCAACAGCUGCGAGAAGCCUUCCGAGUCGCAUCCUGCGGGUUAUCUAACCAGUGCCGCCCACAAAGCUUCGCAAUCCCUGCUCGAUCCGCUGGACAAGUUCAUAUUCGCAGAGAACGAGUGGAUCGGAGUACAGGGUCAGUUUGGCGGCGAUCAUGUGUCAGCUAGCGAGGAUCUCGAUGUGCCCGUGAUGAGGCGGCUGACCAAGAGCACGGCCAAGACGCAGCGUGUGGGCUAUGUCUUACAUCGCACAAAUCUAAUGCGGUGUGGCGCCACUGAAAAUCACUCCCAGAAGUUGGAUGUGUGUCACCUGCUGCCGCACACGGCCAGAUGCGAGCGCACUACGCUCACCUUCCUACAGAGCCUGGAGCGCUUUGACUCUAUGGUGGCGCCAGAGGUGUGCCCCAUGGACACGGCUGCGUAUGUGAGCAGCCACACUAGCUGAUCGUCGCGGAUCCAUAGGCAUGAAGGAGCUAAGGACAACGAGAAGCAGCCCAUUAAGGACAAUUUAUGAAUCUCGAAAGCUACAGGCAAUCUCAGUUUAACGUUCAACUUAAGCACUGAUCGCACCACGCCACACCACAGACAAGACCAUGCGUAAUCCACAAAUUACGUAUCAUUUAUUUAUUUAAGCUUCCUCACCACAAGGGAUGGCACAAAGGGUCCCAUCCUACCUAAAUAUGACGCAGCAGCGGCUCUUGUGCGCACUCAUGUAACCCCAGAAUUUACUUUCUUAACCCUUAGGUUUUUACGUUUUGUGAUAUCCCUUCAGUCCCACAACAAGCAAUACAUGUCUGUCUUCGGUGUAUCCCGUCCCAGGGAUAUUGCCUAAAAAAGAAAAAUCACUAAAUCAUAACUAUAACUUAACGUUUAACUGUAAUUGUAGCCUUAGUGAUAAUGACGCAAAUGCAACGGCAAUGAUAUUAACUUGACAAUUGUUUGUAACAAAUUCAAUAAAUUGAGUCUCAUUUUAAAGGUAA